GUGUGGAAGUGACAUGUGCUUUUGGCACUUCCUGUUCAUGCAGAGGGUUGCAGGGGUUAUACCGGUUGUGAUUCCUUGUGUCCUGCAUCAGGGGUGACGGAGACGCUUACGAUUGGGAUUAGAAGCCACGCCGCUUCCUUGAAGACAUGCGUCUGACUCAGCUUCUCGCUGCAGCAUCCAAGCUCAAGCUGCCCCCCGAUUACCGGUUUGGCAUGAGUCGGCCCUCUACUAUAGCGGCACAACGCAAGAACCCUCCCGGGAAGAGGAGGUCCAAGGUGUUCGUAGAGCCCAUCAGCGAUAAGGAAUGGAAGUAUUUCCGGGGAGACACGGUUGAAGUCCUUUCUGGCCGAGACGCUGGCAAGCAGGGGAAGGUUACUCAGGUUGUGCGAGCUCGGAACUGGGUAGUCGUAGACGGUCUAAAUGCGCACUAUCGCUACGUUGGGCGUACCGGCGAUUAUAGGGGGACCUACGUUGCCAGUGAAGCUCCUCUCCUGCUCAACCAGGUGUCUCUCAUCGAUCCCACAGACAGGAAACCGACGGAGGUGGAAUGGAGAUACACAGAGGAAGGUGAAAAGGUACGGGUGUCUGUGAGAACCGGGAGAAUCAUUCCCAAACCUGUGCUGCAGAGACGAGACGGAAUCAUCCCCGAGCAGUGGAAAGAUGGCCCAAAGGACACCUCGGUGGAAGAUGCGCUAGAAAAGACAUAUGUUCCUUCGCUGAAGACCCUUCAGGAGGAAAUCAUGGAAAAGAUGGGUAUUGUUGAAGACAGGCGUCACAGGAGGUCCUUCUGGUAUUAACCUGCUUGGAAGGGACAUCGGUAAUCGCUUUGGCUCAUCGGUGUGUCCUGUCUGCGCCUAAGUCUCCUCGUCGUGGGAUCAUUCUGGACGAUCUUCACAAAGCGUGAUUCAGAGACGAAUGGUUCUUAUAACUGGAGCGCCUGUACAUAACGGCACACGUCAUCGAGUUUGUUUCAUAUAUUUCCAAUCGUGGGAUCCUUUGUAGGAAGGACAUUUCUUUUUGUAAUAAACAUGUCUGUCACAAAA
Molecule: messenger RNA, 1043 nt
Organism: Spea bombifrons (plains spadefoot toad)
Lineage: Eukaryota; Metazoa; Chordata; Amphibia; Anura; Pelobatidae
Gene: MRPL24
Product: mitochondrial ribosomal protein L24
Exons: 6
Coding region: 147-797 (216 amino acids)
Biological process (GO): translation
Cellular component (GO): mitochondrion; ribosome
Molecular function (GO): structural constituent of ribosome; RNA binding
Source: RefSeq, a predicted model, not a curated record